AUGGAAAUCAUUACGGAGAGGUUCUACUUGAACGUUUUCCGUUCAUCAACCCCUGUGGCAAGCCCAACCAUCCCCACUGAUGGAGCUCCACCACGAAUUCUCCCUUCGGAAGUACGAGUCGCUAUCAAGAGCAUUGAACCUGACACAGCCCCUGGACCUGAUUUUAUAUCAACAGACUUUCUUCGGGCUGGUGGCCAUCCACUUUAUGUAAUCUUAGCAGCGCACAUGACAUCCUACCUUCAGAAAGAAAGGAUCUCAGACCAGCGGAAUACCUCGCGAACCGUUUUUAUCUAUAAGAAAGGUGACCGAGAGGACCUUCGCAACUACCGUCCGAUAUGCUUGCUGAGUCUGUUAUACAAAGUAUUCUCCAAGGUCAUUGCGCAUAUCUAG
Messenger RNA from Necator americanus (New World hookworm), 390 nucleotides. RefSeq lists its product as uncharacterized. The transcript has a single exon. Bases 1 to 390 code for a protein of 129 amino acids. Lineage: Eukaryota; Metazoa; Nematoda; Chromadorea; Rhabditida; Ancylostomatidae. The record is from RefSeq and is a predicted model, not a curated record.